Lemur catta (Ring-tailed lemur) is the source of this 1104-nucleotide messenger RNA. RefSeq names its product nuclear transport factor 2 like export factor 1 (gene NXT1). Gene Ontology annotation, cellular component: nuclear pore central transport channel. The record is from RefSeq and is a predicted model, not a curated record. The transcript has 2 exons. Lineage: Eukaryota; Metazoa; Chordata; Mammalia; Primates; Lemuridae. The coding region runs from base 389 to 811 and encodes 140 amino acids. Gene Ontology annotation, biological process: protein import into nucleus.
GGGACUCACGGCCUGCGCCGAGGGCCCAUGAGACAGCCCACGUGCAUCCUCCACGCCCUCCCGGCAUUGUCAAGAAUGGGACGCGGGUUUGCCAUUUGUCCACGAGGUACCCUUGCGGUCUGCAUUAGGGUUUUGCUUGUGCAAAAGGCGUGGCAGCAGAUUUGUUUUUUGAGGAGGAGAGGAGCAUCCGCGCACGGAGCAGUUUUCGGGCGGGAAAGUGGCCGGGAAGAGCGUGCUUCUGUCAAGUGUUUGAGGAAAAGCGACUCUGCCAGAAAUGAGGCCUGCGCAGCUGCGGCAGCUUCUCUGGUCCCGCUCCAGAACUCCACGCCCCUGGCUCCCCAAAUCAGAGGAAACACCCUAGUGGAGGUCUGUGUCCACAGAACCAGAGAUGGCGUCCGUGGAUUUCAAGACCUAUGUGGAUCAGGCCUGCAGAGCUGCUGAAGAGUUUGUCAACGUCUACUACACCACCAUGGAUAAGCGGAGGCGUUUGCUCUCCCGCCUGUACAUGGGCACAGCCACCCUGGUUUGGAAUGGAAAUGCCGUUUCAGGACAAGAAUCCUUGAGUGAGUUUUUUGAAAUGUUGCCUUCCAGUGAGUUCCAGAUUAAUGUGGUAGACUGCCAGCCUGUUCAUGAUGAAGCCACGCCAAGCCAAACCACAGUCCUCGUUGUGAUCUGUGGAACAGUGAAGUUUGAGGGCAACAAACAGCGGGACUUCAACCAGAACUUCAUCCUGACCACCCAGGCCUCUCCCAGCAACACCAUGUGGAAGAUUGCAAGCGAUUGCUUCCGGUUCCAGGACUGGGCCAGCUAGUAGGAGCAACAAAAGCUGCUAUGCUUCAGCCCCAGCUCCGUAGAGACACUCACAUCUCAAAUCUCGGAUGUAGGGUUCACACAUUCAUUUCAGUGUUGCGGGGACACUGCAGACUACACUGUGCUAAGGCUGAACUCUUUGGACGUUGCUCAAGUUCUAGGAGUACACUUGUUUGUCGUAGUUUCCUUUUAAAAGUAGUAAACUUUUCUAUUUUUCUAUUUGCCCAGUGGAGACCUUGAUUCUGGAAAUUCUGACAAAUAAUAUAAUAAUACAAAUGUUGCUACUUCCCUUUG